UGAGCCCAGCCUUUCCAAGUCUUAAGAUCUCUGCACAAAAGGGGGCCAGGCCACCUAGUACUCUUCGUGAGCAGCUGAUGCAGGAGGUCAGGACCAUCAUGGACUACUUGGGGAUCCAGGGAUACGAACAAAUUGAGGCUUAAGGGUAAAAAGGCAUAUUACAUUACAGCUUAGAAUGUCCACCUCUGGAGAAGGCAGCCACCCUGGUGGCACAGUGCCCCAGCCAAUGAUGCAGGUACAGGAGCUGGAACCUCGUGUGGCCCGAAGACGCCUUUCCCAAGCCCGCCACCGAGCCACCAUGGCAGGGCUCUUUGACAACCUGAGGAAGAUUGUUUACUCCAAGGCUGAGCUCACAGCCUCAAAGCAUCCUUCAAUCUGGAUGAUGGGAACGCCCACAGCUUAAAGGAGGUUAAGGAAGAAUAUGCUGCAGUGUUCUCUGGAAAUGAGAGUUUGAUCUCAGAUAGUUUUCUUCAGAAUGGCUCCUUCCCCUGGCACCCAACUGAGGGAGUCGAGAAGGGUGUAGAAGAGGAAGAAGGUGAAGAAGAGGAAGAGGAAAACCAAGAAGAGGCAGAGGAAGAGGAAGAGGGGAAACAAAUGGAUCUUGUACACUCCCUAAGCACUUCACCACCAGACCUCCUGGAAUUUGAGCGGUAUCUCAACUUCUACAAGCAGACGAUGGACCUGCUAAUUCAGAACGGCAUCGUCUCCUCACGGAUGGCUUCCCAGCCUGUCAUCUCGGCAGCCAUCUCCCACCUGUGGCAGACACUCUCUGAGGACAGGAAGGCCAGCGUCCUGCAGGCCUGGAUCCAGCAGCACAGUGGCCUCCUGGACCUGGGCACCGGCCCGCAGCAGGCAUUCGCUGAGGACAGCAUGAAGGACAGCGGUGUGGACAGCCAAGGAGCCAGCUCCUCACUGGUCUCCACCCAGGAAGAGGUCCUCCUUGAAGAUGCCUUCGAUGUGGCAAGUUUCCUUGAUAAAAGUGAAAUUCCAAGUACAUCUGACCCCAGUUCAGUGUUUGCUGGCUUCGACCCAGAAAACUCAGAGAAAAAGUUACAGUUCUACCUGCAGAUCAUCGAUUUUUUGGAGGGCCUUUGCUGCGUUAACACUCAAUUAAAACAGGCUGAGCUGUUUCAUCAUCUUCUGAGACCCUGCGGGAAUAUUUGGGGUCAACUUUUGAAGGAUAAUUUCUGCUCCCCAAAAGCCGACACUGCAGCUUAUGAUGACACAGCUGUGGGGGUCUUGGCUAAGAAAUCCGUUCCUGAAGCUCCUAAGGAACGGGCCCCUCCUGUUGAUGAGGAGAUGCUGCUGCUGAGGUGCCUGGAGACCUUUGAUGACGACGAUUUGUGAUGCAGGAGGGCCGGAUAGGGAAGAAGUCAGAGGACGGUGUGCAGUUUGCAAGUUUGAAUGCUGGCAGCAAUGGUUACAUCUGCCUUGGCCUUCUGCGACUCUUUGGAGCAGUCUAUACA
Molecule: messenger RNA, 1466 nt
Organism: Heterocephalus glaber (naked mole-rat)
Lineage: Eukaryota; Metazoa; Chordata; Mammalia; Rodentia; Bathyergidae
Source: RefSeq, a predicted model, not a curated record